AACUGCCGGCUAAACGUAAAUCUGACUUGGAGAGUUUUAAAUUAAAUUAAAGCUUAUUUAAAUAUCAUAAUUAAACUUACCAACAGGAAAUAUCAACAAUUAAGCAUGGAAACGGUGAACGUCGAUUCGCAAAACAAUGAUCAUCAGAGCAAACGCUGGAAUCAUCUGCGGAAGAUUCUCGAGCGCUCCGGUCCAUUUUGUCCACCGAACUUCACCCCUUCGAACGAAACCUUGGAAUUUCUGCUGAACACCUGCAAAAUUUUGUGCAUCGGUGCCGGAGGUUUAGGAUGUGAACUACUUAAGGAUCUUGCCUUGAUGGGGUUCCGUGAUAUCCAUGUAAUCGAUAUGGACACCAUCGAGUUGUCGAAUUUGAAUCGCCAAUUUCUGUUCCGCCGAGCGGAUAUCGGUAAAUCGAAGGCCGAAUGCGCUGCAGCAUUCGUUAAUAGGCGCAUUCCCGGCUGCACGGUGACACCGCACUUCUGCAAGAUUCAGGAUUUCGACUCAAAUUUCUAUCGUCAGUUCCACAUCAUAGUCUGUGGUUUGGAUUCGAUCGUGGCUCGGCGUUGGAUCAAUGGGAUGCUGAUUUCAAUGGUGGAAUACACCGAAGAUGGGUCUGUGGAUGAAACAACGAUCAUUCCAUUGAUAGAUGGUGGCACCGAGGGAUUCAAAGGGAAUGCCAGGGUCAUUUUGCCGGGAAUGACCGCCUGUAUUGAUUGCACUUUGGAUCUGUUUCCUCCGCAAAUCAACUACCCAUUGUGUACUAUUGCAAACACUCCUCGGCUGCCGGAACACUGCAUCGAGUAUGUGAAAAUCAUUCAAUGGCCUAAGGAGAAUCCUUUCGGUAACGACACUCCACUUGACGGGGAUGAACCACAACAUAUCACAUGGGUUUACGAAAAAGCUCAAGAGCGAGCCAAUAGUUUCAAUAUUACUGGCCUUUCUUAUCGCUUGGUACAAGGUGUGUUGAAAAACAUUAUCCCAGCGGUAGCCAGCACCAAUGCUGUGAUUGCAGCGGCUUGCGCAACCGAAGUUUUCAAGAUUGCUUCGAGCUGCUGCGAAACGUUGAACAACUACAUGGUGUUCAACGAUAGUGAUGGAAUCUAUACCUACACGUACGAGGCCGAAAAGAAAGCGGAUUGCUUGGCCUGCAGCCAAGUUCCUCGCCCAGUUGACGUGGUCGAUCCAAAUACGAUGACCCUCCAAGAUCUGAUUCAGUAUCUGUGUGAAAGCGCCGAGUUUCAAAUGAAAAGUCCCGGGCUGACUGCCACCGUCAAUGGAAAGAACAAAACCCUCUAUAUGGCAACGGUGAAAAGUAUCGAGGAGGCCACCAAGGGCAACCUGACCAUGUCGCUGGGAGAAUUGGGUUUGAAGGAUGGCCAAGAAAUUAUGGUAGCCGAUUCAACAAACCCUAGUGCGAUUUUGAUUAAGCUCAAGUUCCAAAGCAAUGAGAUUGAAAUGGCUUAAUAAGCUCCCUAUGUACUUGCGUUUCUAAUGACAUCAAUUAUUUAAGUAUGGAAUAAAAAGCUUGUUUGAUUUAGUA
This is a messenger RNA of Uranotaenia lowii, 1540 nucleotides long. RefSeq names its product nedd8-activating enzyme E1 catalytic subunit (gene Uba3). NCBI's taxonomy places the organism in Eukaryota, Metazoa, Arthropoda, Insecta, Diptera, Culicidae. Gene Ontology annotation, biological process: protein neddylation. Gene Ontology annotation, molecular function: NEDD8 activating enzyme activity. The coding region runs from base 106 to 1464 and encodes 452 amino acids. The record is from RefSeq and is a predicted model, not a curated record. Gene Ontology annotation, cellular component: nucleus; cytoplasm. The transcript is spliced from 2 exons.